Messenger RNA from Plenodomus lingam JN3, 2076 nucleotides. RefSeq lists its product as uncharacterized. Gene Ontology annotation, molecular function: copper ion binding; quinone binding; primary methylamine oxidase activity. The record is from RefSeq and is a predicted model, not a curated record. Gene Ontology annotation, biological process: amine metabolic process. Lineage: Eukaryota; Fungi; Ascomycota; Dothideomycetes; Pleosporales; Leptosphaeriaceae.
AUGUCCACACAAUUUGCCACCAAUGCGGCACCGCAGAAGACAAAGUCUUCACAUCCACUUUCGCCACUGUCAGCAUCGGAGCUUCAAUCAGCAGCAAACAUCAUCAAAGCCUCAUGGCCAGCACACGCAGAUCUCCAGUUCAAAGUGGUGACGCUGAAGGAGCCACCAAAAGUGGAGGUCUUGAAGUAUCUGGAGGCUGAACACAACGGAGGUUCGCUACCAGCACUCAGCCGAAAGGCGUUCAUCAACUAUUAUAUUCGAAAUACCAGCAAAUUCCAUGAAGCUAUCGUCGACCUCACUACAGGCCGAGUGGAAAGAAAUGUGUUACUUGGUCCCUUUGUCCAUGGAAACGGUGACGGUGAGGAGAUCAUGCAGAUUGAGAAGAUUGUGCUCGAAGACGAGAAGGUCAAGGCAGAGAUUGCAAAGCUCGAGCUUCCACCAGGCACAGUCGUCAUUACUGACCCCUGGAUCUACGGCGCAGACGGAGUUGACGAUGAUCAACGCAUGUUCCAAUGUUGGAUGUACAUUCGGGAUCCCAACAACUCCUCCGAGGAAGACUCGAAUCACUAUGCCUUCCCGCUACCUUUCUCGCCCGUGGUCAGCACAGAUACUAUGACGGUCAUAAGAGUAGAUUUGCUACCAACCGGUGCUGAUAAUACUGUAAAGCCCCUUGGCAAAUACAAAAUCCAUCCACCGAAUGAAUACGUUCCUGAGGCCCAAAAUCUCCGAACAGAUCUCAAACCCUUGAAUGUUGUUCAGCCAGAGGGUGCUAGCUUCCAGGUUCGGCAAGAAGGCACCUCCAACGUCAUUGAGUGGCAGAAAUGGAGUUUCCGAGUCGGCUUCAAUCAACGCGAAGGCGUGGUCUUGUACGACGUGAGAUAUGCCAACCGCAGUCUGUUCUACCGACUCAGUCUUUCAGAUAUGAACAUACCCUACGCGGACUCCAGAGCGCCCCUACAUCGCAAAUCUGCUUUUGAUUUGGGUGACGUUGGGGCUGGCAUUAUGGCCAACAACCUUAAGUUGGGCUGCGAUUGUCUCGGCUCCAUAUAUUACCUGAGCUCGGUCUUGUCAGACAGCAAAGGCGGAGUUGUCGAUAUGCCAAAUGUUGUAUGCAUUCAUGAGCAAGAUGCUGGCAUUGGCUGGAAGCAUAGCAAUUACAGAACUGGCCGUGCAGCUGUUGUUCGAUCACGAGAGCUGGUUUUGCAGUCCAUCAUCACUGUGGCCAACUACGAGUAUAUCCUUGCAUUCCUUUUCAACCAGGCCGGAGAGAUCACGUAUGAGAUUCGAGCGACUGGAAUCUUAAGUACACAGCCAAUCGACGAGGGCAUCGACGUACCAUUUGGCACCGUCGUUCACCCAGGGGUUCUUGCAGUGCACCACCAGCACAUUUUCAGUCUCCGUGUGGAUCCCAUGAUCGACGGAAACGACAAUCGCUUGGUCUACGAGGAAGCCUUCCCCAUUGUAGGAAGAUCAGAAUUGAACCCUCACGGAAACGGAUACUAUGUAAAGGAGACCGUUGUGGAGAAGUCAGGCGGAUUCGACAUCGCCUACGACACCAACCAAACCUUCAAGAUCCAGAAUUCUAGUGUACGGAAUCCGAUCAACGGCAAGCCAGUAGCCUACAAGAUCCAAGCCCCGCCUUUCCAAAAGAUCCUUUCCGACAAAGACAGCUUCAACUACAAGCGUGCCGAAUUCUCAGACAAGAACAUCUACGUUGUCAAGCACAAGGACGGCGAACUAUACGCAGGCGGCCACUACACCAACCAGUCGCGCGGCGGUACCGGUGUGCGAUCAUGGGCCGAAAGGAACGAGAACGUCAAGGAUACCGAUCUCGUCUUGUUUAUCCAAGUAGGCAUCAACCACAUCCCCCGUAUCGAGGAUUUCCCCGUCAUGCCUUGCGAGAAAUUGUCGGUCCACAUGAAGCCUGUGAACUUCUUCGACAAGAAUCCGGCACUGGAUGUGCCGCCGAGCGAGCAGGCGUUCAAUAAGAGCAAUUUGUUGAGCGAGCAAGUCCAUCAGCCUAGUGUGACCGCGACUAUUGGGGAGGAUGGGACAUGCUGUGCACCAAAGUUGUAG